AUGAGAAGUGGUCUCAAGAAGUUGGAUCAACAGCGGACGUUGGGGACGAUAUAUAUACCUCAUCCAACGGACCCCGAUGAGCCUGUUAAGCCUAUUCGUUAUCGCACGGGAUCCAUGGUCUCCCAAAGUCGCGCGAUACAUUCUCAACGCACCCGGUAUGCGGUCUUUUCUCUCAAGUAUGCGUACGGCACCGUGCUCAGCCGCUCUCCUGCUCCCGAAAUCGACACUUUUCCAUGCCGAAAGUGUUGGAUUUUCGCAUUCGCAGAGCAACUCAAAUCCUUGUACAUGUUCUCAAUCCAUGACAAUCUAUUGGAAACGUUUGUUCGAGAACAAAUAGCCCGGGAACGGAAGAGCCGAAUACGUAGCACGUUCCAUGUAUUGUUGUCAAUUCUAGAUUUUGGAUUCUGUAUCCCGGGAUUCGGGUUGUGGGUUUGUUUCUAUCCCUUGCAGCCCAGUCUAAAUAUGCAUUCGGCUGGUGCAGAUGUGUAUUUAUCCCUGACGAGGGCUUUCUAA
Coccidioides immitis RS is the source of this 513-nucleotide messenger RNA. RefSeq lists its product as uncharacterized. The transcript has a single exon. The record is from RefSeq and is a predicted model, not a curated record. Lineage: Eukaryota; Fungi; Ascomycota; Eurotiomycetes; Onygenales; Onygenaceae. Bases 1 to 513 code for a protein of 170 amino acids.